AUGGAUGAAAAAGACAAAGACAAUUCAGGGAAGACUGCAGAUAAAGGUCCUCCACCCUUGCCACAUUGUGAGACCAGUCAGGUAGAGAAUGCAUCUAUACAAGAAUCAUCUAUGGACAUUAGUCCAACUUUGAUAGAUCUGUAUGACACCUUGGCUAACAACACAUCAGAUGUGUGCACUGGUCAGGAUAGUGAAAGCAAAGAAUAUUUAGCCAAUCACAAAACGGAUAACAAAGAUUUACAUUCUACAUUUAGUUUUGAUAAUAAAUCUCUACCAUCAUCUAAUCAGGAAUUACAAGUGCCUUCAACCAAUGAAAAGUCGGAUAAAGAAUCGACCAAUCAACAUGCAGAUGACAAGGACUGUCGACCAGUCAGCAUUCUUUCUACCUCAUCAGAAACGUCUGCAUCAUCGAAUGAAAAUCAGUUUUUCAGUAAAGAUGCGUCAUCACCGGAAGAUGAAAAUAAGAGGUUUGAGAAUCGGACCAUACAGAAGGAUGUCAGCAAUGAUUCUAUCUCAAGCACUGAGAAAGAAAAACUCAGUGGGCCAGAAAAUAUACACAAAAAUACAGAUGUAUGCAAAGAAGUUGAGAAUAUCCAAUCAUCAGACAAUAAACAUGGUCAUGAUAGCAAGAAUGACCAAACAGACACAAAUGCAGUACCUUGCCCAAGUGAAAAUAUUGCCAAUGGUGUGCCUGUAAUACUGACCAAUCAGAAUACAUCUAAAAAAGCAGCCAAUCUUGACAGGACUACAAAUGUGAAAGAUAAUCAAUCUACACCAAAGCAUAAACAAGUAACAAUUAACACUGAUGAGACGACUGCCAUCAAAGAGAAGGAUCCAAGAAUACGACGUAAAUCAUCACGGAUAAAUCCGCCUGUAAUUGUUAAUACUGAUACUGCAAUAAACGGAGCUGCUUCACCUCCAACAACUCCUCCCAUGUCAUAUAAACGUAAAAUGAGUAUUUUGGACGAUGAUACUUAUAUUUUUAGAGUUGUGAAUGAAAUAAUUGAUACCGAAAGGAGUUACGGUUAUGUUGGUGUUAUACUGGAUCGACCUGAAUUACCUAUCUCACCUGAACAUUUCACCACUUUAUUUGGAAAUAUAGAAGAAAUAUAUAACUUUAAUAAGUCUUUGUUGGAUGAGUUAGAAAACACUGACAAUGAUCCCAUACAAGUAGCUGAAUAUUUCGUCAAAAAGGACAAAGUGUUCAAGUCAUUGUAUUGUUCGUAUUGUACAAGUUAUCCUACUUCCAUUGCGGUGCUUACAGAAUUAUCAAAAAUUAAAGAAGUGAUGGAUUUCUUGGAAGAAAGACAAUCAGCUUUGCACCAUUCACUGCCAUUGGGUUCUUAUUUGUUGAAACCUGUACAGAGAAUACUGCGAUAUAGACUUCUUUUUCAGAGUAUCCAUCAACAUUACAACAAGAAGGCUGAUGGGUUUCAUAUUGUAGAGAAAGCAUUAGAUACUAUGACAGAAGUAGCUGAGUAUAUUAAUGAUAUGAAGAGGAAACAUGAAGCUGCUGUACAUGUACAGGAAAUACAGAGUGUUUUACAUGGAUGGGGUGGUACGUUGACAUCAUAUGGUGAAUUAGUACUAGAGGAUACUUUUCACAUGGUUGGUGCUAGGGCUGGAAGGUAUUUGUAUUUGUUUGAAAAAGCACUUUUAAUUGGUAAAAGACGAGAAGAUGGAUUGAUCAGUGUGAAGGCUGAUAUUUUGUGUUCAAAUAUGGUUCUACAAGAGAUGGUUUUAAAAGAUAAUCUUUGGUUUGGUAUCUAUCCGUUUGAUAAUAAUAAAGUUCAGUACAUUAUUCAGUCACGAUGCAUGGAGCAGAAAAGACGAUGGACACAUCAAUUGAAAAGAUUGAUAAUAGAAAACCAUCCAUCAGUAGUUCCAAUGCAUGCUAAACAAGUUAUAUUAGACCAGGACAGGGAUAAACAUUAUGGAUCAGAUGAUAGUCUUGACCUUCUCGAUAGAAGAGAUCAUCACAUCAAAUAUAAAGAUGAAAGGAAAAGUAAAAGACAUUCGAAGAAAUCAGAUCCCAAUAUUAGAAAGAUCAGAAGAGGUUCCACACAACUCAAAGCCAUGGAUAUAACACUUGGAAUGAAGAAACCAGAGAUCAUCAGUCCCAGAAGUAGCAUGAGACAGUCACAUCAUUCUGGUCAUAGCAGUAGUGAUGCUAAAGAUACACAGAGUGAAAGUGAUUCACCAAAUAAAAGAAAGACAACAUCACCUCCUCAAAGCAAAGAAAAAAAAAUUGUAGAGAAGGUAGAGGCACAAGUAGAAAAGAAUAUAACAAAAGAAGAAGCAGUUAAGAAAUCUGGUAGCUUAACAAGAAGUGACAGUGUUAAGAGCAGAAGUCUUGAUUGUUUGUCAUCUUCAGAAGAAAGAACACAUGCAACUAUUGUAAAGAAAAAGCAUCUGGGUGGUGAUGAUGCAAGUCCAAGAGCACAGAGACUGAGUAAAAAGCUGGAGACUACUGCAGAAAUUAAUCCAAGAGACAGCGUGGGUUGGAGUGAAGAUGUACUGGCUGUAUUUGAUAAGUUCAAGAAGGAAGAACCUGUGUCAGACACAACAGCUAACACGUGUGUGGAAGAUACAAUGGGGAACACUGAGAAAAACACAGCAGUGAGCAACAGUAAGAUUUCAGAAGAGUUCAAGCCAGAAAUGAAAGAUACGAGAAAACUUCAGAGGAGUGUUACUGAUUCUGACAUGCAGUAUAGGGAGUAUGGGACAGAAGAAAGCAGUUUAGAGAAUAAAGAAAAAAAUAGUGAACAUGCCAUUAUUUAUGAAGAAGAUGUUUCCAACAAAAAUCUAAAUGAAGAAGAAAAGGAGACAACUCCCCUAGCGAAAGACAACAUUGGUGAUAGUAAUACUGAUUCUGUAGCAGCAGUAACUGUGGAGGGUGAUACACUGAGAAAAGAUACAGAAAAAAUACGUCCAAAGGAAGAAGCUGCAAGAGUUGUGGAAGCCUACACUGUUCCAAGGAGGAAAGCUGCCAAUAGUAUGGGUGUACCUAGUCACUAUCGUAGUAGUACAUCUGUGUUAGAGCAACACAGUCUUACAAAUGCUAUCUUUAGAAUGAAAAGAUCAGAUAAGAUUAAACAAUUUAUUGCAGAAAGAAAAGACAGUAAAGAUAGUAAAAAUGAGGAGGAUAUCUGGGUGAAAAGGACAGAUGCAGCAACUACAAGUAUAGAAUCAUCUAACACAUCACUUGUUGAAGCACCACAGCUCAGUGCACCUUCAUCUCCUGUGAAUGAAAGUAUAGGCAAAAAAACUGUUAUAGAUGCAGACUUACCAACACCCUCACCACCUGCAAAGGAAACACUGCUUAGUAUUGAGGAACCACAGACAACUUUGUUACUCAGUGAAGUACAUAGUAAAAUGUACUGUAGUAGUGAUGACAUACGAGCAACAUCGUCAGUAACAAAAAUACCAAUAUCAAGGUCAUUAAGUGAUGGCACUGACCCCCAAAAUCUAGCUACAGAAACUGAACCGAGUGUACCUUUAACACCAGAAGCAGUUGAAAUAGUGGAUGACUUAAAGAAAUACAUGGAAGCAAACUCAAAACAUUCUAAUAAAAGUAUUCCGGCAUUUCCUGCUGCAGGCAGCAGUCCUACUGUCAAUAGUACUGAUAGCACAUCAACAGAAAGUCUGUCUGGUAGUAUUAAACAUAUGCUUCACAAUUUUGGUUUACGCAUAACUGGACAAAAAACACCAAGCUCCAGCCCAGUUCAAAGUCCUAAUCCAAGCCCUAGAUCUAGUCAGUAUUUGGAGAAUUCCUCUUCAGAUGAAACAAAAUCAUCAUCAUCUGCCAAAGAGACUCCACCUGAAACUCCAGAAAGAGAGAAAAAGUCACCAAUGAAUGUAUACUCAUUUGCACGAUCUUACAGUCGGAAAUUCAAGAACAAGGCUAGCAAGCAGUUUGUAAAAAAACGUAGUACAUCUGAUAGCACUCCAAACAUUACAAAUACUUAUGAAAAACAACUUGUUGAUUUGCUUGGAGGAGAUAAUGCUCCUGGUGGAACUACUAUUGGGGCAAGGUAUGCUAGGCAAGGAGGUUCACUAAACUACAAUUUACGACAUGUUUACUCUGAGUCAUUGAAUACUGUUGCAAUUGAUUCAGGGUCAGUAUUAUAUGCUGCUUCGAUAGCUGAUAUAGUUAGUGGAAAUAACGCUGAGGAUGAUAACUCAACUAGAAAAAAAACUGUACAAGACAAUAUAAAAGCUUUUGAAGAAUUGUCUAAAUCGUUGUCAGUAUCACCAAUUCCAGCAAUUAAGACUUGGCGCUGUGCAUCAGCUAUGUUCAUGCGACAAGAGAGUGAACCAGAUAUUGAACCUUUAUUUAAAUCAAUUGAAGAACGCAGGAAAGAGUUAGAAUCAUCUACUUCCAUGACUGUACUUAAAAAGAGACCAAUGUCAGAGUUGGUCAGUGAUCCGAGUGAUGGGUCAUCAAUAUGUAGUUCUGAAAGUGAAACGCAUAUCAGCAAUACAGGAUCUCCUCUGCAUUCUUCAUCUUUACAUCAAAUAAAAGAAGAACUUAAAGGAUCCAUUAGUCUUUCCAGGAAAUCUAGCAGUACAGACAAUGAUGAUUUGAUGCCAGUCAUGAUGAAAUCAAUUAAAGACAGAUUUCGAGAACUACAAAAUUCCAUGGCAAAACCAAUCCCGAAAAGAAAUCCAAAAGAAGAGAUUGAAGCUGAACGACUUGCUGCUUCAGUUGAUAAUGAAAGCAGCCAAAAUGAUAAUAAUUACAUGGUUCAUCAAGUUCAAUGCACAGAUUCUACAACAUCAUGUACACCAUGUUCAUCAGAUGCACAUAAAUUAGAUUCAAUAGAUUCAUCAACAUCAUUUGUAUCAUGUCAGGCUGACACUUACCAAGUUGAUACAGUGGAUUCAAAUCUAUCAUUUGUAUCAUGUUCUUCAGAAGUACCUGAUGCUGUCAGUUCAUUAAACAAUUGCUUUGACUCUAUGAUUCCUCAUCCAAACAUAGAUGACAGUGAAAGUGAUUCAGGAAACAAUUCAGAGUAUGAGACUCCCCAUGGAUCGCUAGAAAAUUUCUCUGAUAUUUUAAGUACAUUAGAUCAGCUGGAUGAUCUGCCUGUGGAUUAUGAGGAUAGCAUUGAAGAUGAGUCAACGCUGGAAGCUGACAUCACCGAUGAAUUAUCUAAGACACCUUCACCUGAUUUAUUUUUCUCUUCUGUUGCUGGCAACACAGUGAAAACUGAAUAUGGUGAUGAAAAUAGUGUGGCACCAGAGAAAUUACACAUUAGUUAA
This is a messenger RNA of Saccoglossus kowalevskii, 5265 nucleotides long. RefSeq lists its product as uncharacterized. NCBI's taxonomy places the organism in Eukaryota, Metazoa, Hemichordata, Enteropneusta, Harrimaniidae. The record is from RefSeq and is a predicted model, not a curated record. Gene Ontology annotation, molecular function: guanyl-nucleotide exchange factor activity; small GTPase binding.